AUAACCUGCGCCGGGAGACAUGGAUCUAUAUUCUUCACCGAUUGGAAGAGAAAACUGCUUGCCUGUUACUUGGUACAAGAAUUUCUUGAUACAGUGGAGUGUAAAAGCAGUGAAGAAUAAAACCAGAAAUGGAGGAAUUGGGCAGUUAGGAAUCAUCCAAAUCGGUUAAAUUUGACCUUUUUUCAACAUACAGAGUUCUAACUUGUUCACAAGAUUGAUAGAAAUUUUUUGGGUCUACACAUUGAAUAUAUACAUUGAUAGAUAUUCAGACACUGGGAUCAUAUGGGAAAUGCAUUGCGAUAUCUGUGUGGGGAUUGCUUGAGUCCCCAGACUUCAGAAGGAGCCCAUGAAGUGAUACCUGGCUCAACUGGGUUUGAUUUAUUGGCUCGUGAUCUCUUUCAGUUUGAAAACACUGCUCAGGUACCAGAAGGACUAAGCCAGCAUGUAGACGCUUUGAAGAAAACACAGGCUACAUGGUAUAAGAAAAUCUUAGCAGCAUGGAAGGAGGACCCUCCUAGUAAUGCUGAACAAGCAGCAAUACUCAUUGUCAGGACAUUGCAGAAACAGCAAAAGGUCCAUGUUCAGGGCCUCUUGGCAUUUUAUGGGUUACCAUACCCUAUUGCAACUACUCAAGCUCCAGAAGAUACUGCACAGAAAUGGCCACAAGAAGUGAAAUAUGAAUUUCAUACUCUUCAAGUGGAUGCCAGAGCCGUUUUAGAUGGUGAUAGCAUCAAUGUUUAUGUGGAUACAAAGAGCCCUAGAGAAUCUGCAGUGGUUCCAAUAUCAGUUCAAGAAGCAACAAUUGAAAGGCACGAAGCUCGAGCAAGGAAGGAUUAUGCAAGAGCCGAUCCAUUAAAGGAGCAAAUUGAAAGUGCAGGCUACAGGGUAUUUGAUGCAAAUAGAAAUGGGGAUGAUGUUCUUGCUCGCAAAUAUCGAAUUCGGCUAAGGGGAGUAGAUGCCCCAGAGGGCAAACAGCCUUAUGGGAAGGAAGCAAGGGAAGCACUCCUGAAUCUGGUUGAAGGGAAAUGCUUGCGCAUCCUUGUCUAUGGUGAAGACCGUUAUGGUCGGACUGUCGGAGAUGUAUACACUCGAGAUGUUUUUGUCCAGGAAGUCCUUUUAAAACAAGGAUGGGUGUGGCACUAUACGCAUUAUGACAAACGCCCAGAGUUUGCCGAGUGGCAAAAACAGGCACGAGCAGCCCGUGUGGGAAUAUGGGCUUCAUCCAAUCCCCAAAAACCAUGGGACUGGAGAAAAGAAAGACGUGAAGGUAUUGCCAUUGAAACUUUUGCUUGAGCCCAUAGAAACCAAAAGGUUCAAAGCUCCAGUUGAUAGAGGCUACAAAGUCACAUUCAAAAGGUACCUUAAUGAGGACAUUGAUUUGUUCUUUGGUCUGGACUUGCUUCUGUAAAUUAAAUUGACUCAAGUCCAACCUUUUCAGACAUGCUUGCUUGUACAGAAAACAAGGGAAGGGUAUAAACUACAAAUAAGACUGCGGUUUUAGCUUUCUUAAACAUGAAUAAAACUGCACAUUAUUAUGAGCUGCCAA
Messenger RNA from Cryptomeria japonica (Japanese cedar), 1546 nucleotides. Its product is annotated as probable staphylococcal-like nuclease CAN1. Gene Ontology annotation, cellular component: cytoplasm. The transcript has 9 exons. NCBI's taxonomy places the organism in Eukaryota, Viridiplantae, Streptophyta, Pinopsida, Cupressales, Cupressaceae. The record is from RefSeq and is a predicted model, not a curated record. The coding region runs from base 283 to 1293 and encodes 336 amino acids. Gene Ontology annotation, biological process: tRNA aminoacylation for protein translation. Gene Ontology annotation, molecular function: nucleic acid binding; aminoacyl-tRNA ligase activity; ATP binding.